UCGUUUAUGUGAAAUGUUUGAAAAAUCUUCCGGCGGCUGUUACAGAGAUGAGAAAGGGCACAUGUGGAUUCUCGUUCGGUUUGUUACUGCCUAUACAUAUCCAAACAAACAUGGCAGAGGUGGAGGACCAGCUUCGGAGAAUGGUAAUGACCUUUAGGGUCUCAGAGCUUCAGAUGUUAUUAGGUUAUGCUGGCAAGAACAAAACUGGUCGUAAAAAUGAGCUACAGAGCCGAGCCAUUGAAAUUGUAAGGCUUCGAAACCCUGCCAUACAAGCAAAAAUAAAAGAAUUAUACAAGAGCAUUCAACUAGAGAUGAUGUCGUUUGGUGACAGGUCACAAGCAGCAGCGAGUGGGCCAGCUGGAAUUCUACCUGCACAGAAGGUACCCAUGGGUCUUAAUUCUAUUGCGGGAUACACACAGAGUGGCAGUGUAGGCAGUAUAGGUGUGAACUCUACACUCAGUAGUUCACGAUAUACUGCUGGUUCCCCGCAAGUUGCCGCAUCAGCUCUCUCACCUACAGUAGGAUACCCACCGUUAGGAGGAAAUCCCCUCAACUCUACAUAUCCAAUAAAUCCUGAUGUGAAACUGAAAAAACUACCGUUUUAUGAUAUGUUAGGGGAGUUACUAAAACCUUCAUCAUUAGCACCACAGGGAUCUGGGAGGUAUCAAGAAGCCACAUUCACAUUUUCUCUCACUCCCCACCAAGCAAAUAAAAUUGCCAGCUCGAGAGAUCUUCGUCCUUGCAAACAGGAUUACACAGUUCAGGUUCAAAUGAGAUUUUGUUUAUUAGAAACUACGUGUGAACAAGAAGACAAUUUUCCACCAAAUAUAGCUGUAAAGAUUAACGAUAAAAUGUGCCCUUUACCGACACCUAUACCUACAAAUAAGCCAGGAGUAGAACCAAAGAGACCGUCUCGACCAGUUAAUGUCACAGCUCUUUGUCGUAUAUCCCCUACAGUCACAAAUCGUAUUCAGGUUUCUUGGGCAUCCGAAUAUGGAAGAUGCUAUGUCAUAUCAGUAUACCUUGUACAAAAGCUCACCUCUGAUGAUUUAUUACAAAGACUAAAGAACAAGGGUGCCAAAAUAGCAGAUUUUACGAGAUCACUGAUUAAACAAAAACUACAAGAAGAUGCGGACUGUGAAAUAGCAACAACCUCUCUGCGUUGUUCACUAAUGUGUCCAUUGGGAAAAAUGCGCAUGUUACUACCAUGUCGAGCCAGUACCUGUGAUCACCUCCAGUGUUUUGAUGCAUCAUUAUACUUGCAAAUGAAUGAACGUAAACCAACUUGGACAUGCCCUGUGUGCGAUAAACCAGCUCUUUAUGAUAAUUUGGUUAUUGACGGGUAUUUCCAAGAGGUUUUACAUGAAAAUUCAAUAUGCAAUGAGGUUACUUUACAUAAGGAUGGACAUUGGACUCCGUUAAUGCCAAAGAAAGAACAGAAAGAACCCCAGGUAGAGAAAAGAAAGUCUGAAGUUGCUGUAGAGACCUUGAGUGAUGACAGCGAUGAUGACGGAGGAGAUCAGGAUGAUGCACCUAUUGUAGAAGAAGUUAGCAGCAAGAAAAAGAAUCCUGAACCCGAGAUAAUAACACUCAGUGACAGUGAAGGGGAAGAAGACUGUGGUCCCCCUCCAGCUAAGAAAUCAAAUACUGCUCAAUCAUCAUCGUCUACAUCAUCAUCUACCACAGCCACAGCUACCACAAACAGUACUGGGAACACCACUCCACAGGAAUCAGAGGGCACCACUAAGUCAAACGAUUCUUGGUGCGUAGGGGAGGUUGACCCUGGCAAACGACUCGUCUUUAGGAAGUCCCUCUCUAGCUCCUCAAGUGGAACAGGUGGUCUGCUUACACCAGCAGGUGGUGGCACUGGCAGUGGAACAACCUUUUCUCCGCCAUCGUCUGGAUCAGUAAGUCCACAAGUUAUAUGCUUGGAUAGUCCAGCAUCUUCACCAUCUCCACCACCAAGGAGGCCAAAUCCUGGGCCUUCUCCUUUACCAUCAGCCCCAGGUUUUACAGUUACACCUGUUGUGUCCACCCCUUCUUCUGUUUCACCCACUUUUCCCCCAACUACAUCUAGUGAAAUGCGACCUCUAGUAACAGUUACACCAAGAAGUACUCCACCAGUUAGUAGUAAUAGUACUAAUAGCAGUCCAACCCCUCACACAUCCAUUAUACCUAUCACUACCUCUCCAUCAUCGGUGCCAGCCAUUCCAUCAGGUUCUUCAACCUCCCAGAGUUUUCUCACUCCAACACCAAAUCCCUCUCCUGCUCAAGACCCACUAGCCACUUCGCCAACUUUCACUCCACAGUCAUCAUCGGCAGUUGCUGCUGCUGCAGCUGCGGCUGUGGCUUCAGUUGGUCUUGGCUCAAGUCCUUUCUCUCUUCCACCAGCUUUACAAAGUCUCUUUAGCCCCUUAGGUAUGAUGCCACCAACGACUAUGGCAGGAAAUUUACCAUUUAGACCAUCUGAUAGAUACCCUAUGUAGAAUUUUGUAUUCGUUAGGCAACCCAUUCCUAUUUUAAACAUGAAAUGGUGCCUCUUGUACACAAGUGCUUAUUGUGUAAAUUAUAAUCUAUAUAUAGUACAUAUAUAUCUCUGUAAUUACAUUUGCAAAAGUCUUAUUUUGCUUCUCACCAAAGUUUAAAUUUUAUUUAAUAUCUCUGAUUUAAUGUCUGUGUCCAGACUACAUGAUUCCACCAGUUUUUAUAUAGUUCAAAAGUACAAAAAGUUUGCUGCUGUAAGAUGGUAUUGUCAGGGUGCAGUCAGCAUAAUGUAUAGCUAAGUUGUGAAAAGUAUGGUUGUUAAUUUAUAUCUUCCAUGAUUUUUGAGUUAGCAGUAUGGAGGAAGUGAUGUAAUGUACAUUUUACCAGUUCUGCAUACUUCCUUUGAUCAUUAGGAAACUUGGGGAAAAUGGUGUGUUUUUGUAACACUUGAAUUAAGGAAAAUAUGCUGAGGGUUAAGAACAAGUCUGCCUGUGUAUUAUAAUGUUUAAAACUUAGAUAUUUGUAUCAAAUAUCUAUGUUAGGGUGGAUAAUUUUGACCCUUUUUAUUAUGAAAAAUAAGUGUUGCCAUGUAUAUUACAUUGCACAAAGUUCCGGAUUUGUAAAUUUAGUUUAAAAAAAAAUUCCAGCUAGGUAUUAAUUUGUUCUGCUUGUACUUUUUACUUUGCAUUUGGACAGCAUGAAAUUUUUUCUGUGAAAGUUAUAAGUAAAUUCUGAUGGGAGCAGUCAAAAAAUACUUAUGAAAAGUUGCAUCAGUGGAGUGCUGUCUGUUUGAAGUUUCAAAAAGCAAAGUUAUUGCAAAAGUUUACCACUUGAUUUUUACAUACGGAAGUAAUUUUCAUAAAAAUUGAAAUAUUUUUGUCUGUUCAAAAUGUUUGGAUGUACCAAGUUUUAUGUACAAUAUAGUCAGCUUUGUUUCUGUGGGGUGGUAAACAUUUAUGGUAAUGUAGGAAUUGGCCUUUUAUUUUUUUUAUUCUCAAUUAUUACCGGAAAAAGGAAAUUGUGCAUUGUAAAUCAAUAUUAAUCAUGACUGUGUGGGGAACUUUACAUUUCUUCUUAAAGCAAUGUAAAAGGAUUCAUAUAGUUUAAUCCAUUUGUUACCAGCUUAGAACGUCCAAAAUGAAUAUUUGAGACUUCAUGUUUUAGUGACACAUUGUAGGUUAUUGUUAAACAUUCCUACUUCAGUAACUUACCUAGUAUUCUCUGUUGAUGAUAUGGGCUGCCGAAAUGGAUUGUGUAAAUUUUUAAUAAACUAUUUGAUAAU
Messenger RNA from Macrobrachium nipponense, 3766 nucleotides. It is a transcript of the gene Su(var)2-10, whose product is annotated as E3 SUMO-protein ligase PIAS2-like. The transcript is spliced from 12 exons. The record is from RefSeq and is a predicted model, not a curated record. Gene Ontology annotation, biological process: protein sumoylation; regulation of transcription by RNA polymerase II. NCBI's taxonomy places the organism in Eukaryota, Metazoa, Arthropoda, Malacostraca, Decapoda, Palaemonidae. Gene Ontology annotation, molecular function: zinc ion binding; SUMO ligase activity; transcription coregulator activity. Bases 48 to 2486 code for a protein of 812 amino acids. Gene Ontology annotation, cellular component: chromatin.